CGAGCGUGCACCAGCUGCCUCUCGGCCAGAUGGAGGUGUCACUGGUGCCCCUCCACCUACACCUGUGUCUCCAACCACUCGCAGUGUGACGACGCGCUGCGGAUGAAGGAGAAAAUUGACUGUCCACGAAUUGUCCCUGCCUCUUUGGACCCGAUGCCCACAGGAGUGCCUCGGGACAUUACGAUCUCACUGGCUAAUGCGACUUUCUCGCAGGAGGCAGCCCUGGAGUGCCAUUUUGGGACGGGCAGGACGUUUGAAGCCCGGUGGGUGAACUCCUCCGCUGUGGAGUGCGUACACGUGCUGCUCCACACAUCAGAAAAAAACGAUCUCUUCCCAGUGAACCUUCAGCUGAAGGACAGACCAGACAGAUUUAUCGACAGUCCUGAGAUGAUGACAGUGGAGGUGUACAACUGUGCGACCGGGAGCGCCGACUGUUCCCAGUGCCUGGGGCGGGAGGACCUGGGGCACCGCUGCGUCUGGAGUGAGAGCAGCUCCAGCUGCAGGCUGCAGGGCGAGCCCCCCCAGACCUCAGACGUCUGCCCAGCUCCGGAGAUUAAGAAGAUCGAGCCGCUGCGUGGGCCGUUGGAGGGGGGGACCCUGCUGACCAUCCGCGGGAGGAACCUGGGCCGACGCUUCAGCGACGUCCUGGGAGCCGUCAGGAUCGGCAGCGUGCACUGCGCGCCGCUGCCCCACAGAUACGUCGUCUCUGAGGCGAUCGUGUGCCGGACCGGAGAGGCUCAGGAGGCGUUUUCUGAUGUGGUGACAGUUAACGUGAGCCGGGAAGGGAAGUCCAGGGAGCGAUACUCCUACGUGCUUCCCGUGGUGCAGUCCAUAGCUCCGCUGAACGGCCCGAAGGCUGGAGGAACCAGAGUGACCAUCAGAGGCAGCAAGCUGGACGUGGGCUCUGAGCUCCGAGUCCUCGUCAACAGCUCCAAGCAGUGCACUGACCUCAGCCGCAACGACAGCACCAUCACCUGCACCAUGCCGUCCGCCGAGCUCACCGCAGCCGUGCCCGUCUGCGUGCAGUUCGAGAACAAGUCUUGUGCCAGCUACGACAUCAUGUUCAAGUUUGAGAAGAACCCUGUUAUAUCAGACAUCAACCCUAAAAAGAGCCAAAUCAGCGGGGGCAGGACCAUCACCCUGGAAGGAAGAGGCUUUGAGCUGGUCCAGAACGUGUCCAUGCUGGUCCGUGGCAUCGGCAGAGAGCAGACGAGCUGUAGGGUUCUCACCGACACCGUGAUCACCUGCCCCUCUCCAGCUGCCUCCAACGUCACUGCGGGGAGCAAGCCCGCGCCCGUCGACUUCUAUCUCAACGGUCGCCUCUACGCGGACGACCGUCCGGCUCUGGACGAGGAGAUGUACCCCGAGGAGGCCUUGCACAUCAGCAAGUUCAGCCUGGAGUACUAUGCCGACCCCCAGUUCUUCACAGCCAAGAAAGAGAAGUGGAUCAAGCACCAUCCUGGCGAGCCUUUAACCCUGGUCAUACACAAAGAGCCUGACAGCCUGGGCCUGGAAAGCAAUGAGUACCAGGUGAAAAUUGGCCUUAUCUCGUGUGAGAUCCAGAUUGUUUCGGACAAAGUCAUCCACUGCUCUGUCAACGAGUCCCUGAGCACCUCAGAAAGGCAGUUACCAGUGACGAUCCAAGUUGGAAAGUUCAACUACACAAUCGCCAUGCUGCACCUUGGGGGAGGAGAGACUGCAAUCAUCGUCUCCAUCGUCAUCUGCAGCAUCCUGCUGGUCCUCUCGGUCGUAGCUCUCUUUGUGUUUUGCACAAAGAGCCGCAGAGCUGAGCGCUACUGGCAGAAAACCCUGCUCCAGAUGGAGGAGAUGGAGUCGCAGAUCCGGGAGGAAAUCCGCAAAGGUUUUGCGGAACUGCAGACAGACAUGACAGACCUGACCAAGGAGUUGAACCGCAGCCAGGGGAUCCCGUUCCUGGAGUACAAGCACUUUGUCACCCGGACAUUCUUCCCCAAAUGUUCCUCGCUCUACGAGGAGUGCUACAUCCUGCCCACCCCGCAGCUCAGCUCCCAGGUGGGCUCCCAGGUCCAGGAAACCCACCCGCUCCUGGUGGGGGAAUGGAAAAUCCCUGAAAACUGCAGACCCAAUAUGGAAGAAGGAAUCUCGCUGUUCUCCACCUUACUCAACAACAAGCACUUUCUCAUUGUGUUUGUCCAUGCUCUCGAGCAGCAGAAGGACUUUGCUGUUAGAGACAGAUGUAACCUGGCCUCCCUGCUCACUAUUGCGUUGCACGGGAAACUGGAGUAUUACACCAGCAUCAUGAAGGACCUCUUGGUGGAUCUGAUAGAUGCUUCGGCUUCCAAAAACCCCAAGCUGAUGCUGAGGAGGACGGAAUCCGUGGUGGAGAAGAUGCUGACCAACUGGAUGUCCAUCUGCAUGUACAGCUAUCUCAGAGAGACGGUCGGCGAGCCCUUCUUCCUGCUGAUCUGUGCGAUCAAGCAGCAGAUCAACAAAGGCUCCAUCGACGCCAUCACGGGGAAAGCCAGGUACACCCUCAACGAGGAGUGGCUCCUGAGGGAGAACAUCGAGGCAAAGCCGAGGAACCUCAACGUCUCCUUCCAAGGCUGCGGGAUGGACUCCCUGAGCGUCAGGGCCAUGGACACGGACACGCUCAGCCAAGUGAAGGAGAAGAUCCUGGAGGCCUUCUGCAAGAAUGUCCCCUACUCCCAGUGGCCAAGGGUGGAAGACGUCGACCUGGAGUGGUUUGCCACCAGCACCGACAGCUACAUCCUCCGGGACCUUGAUGACACCUCGGUGGUGGAGGAUGGCAGGAAGAAGCUCAACACAUUAGCACAUUACAAGAUCCCCGAAGGGGCGUCGCUGGCCAUGAGUCUGUCAGACAAGAAGGACAGCACGCUGAGCAGGGUGAAGGAUUUGGACACCGAGAAGUACUUCCACUUGGUUCUCCCAACCGACGAGUCGGUUGAACAUAAGAAGUCCCACAGGCAGAGCCACAGGAAGAAAGUCCUGCCGGAGAUCUACCUGACCAGGCUGCUCUCCACCAAGGGCACGCUGCAGAAGUUCCUGGACGACUUGUUCAAAGCCAUUCUCAGCAUCCGAGAUGAUAAACCACCUGUGGCCGUGAAGUAUUUCUUUGACUUCCUAGAGGAGCAAGCAGAGAAAAGAGGGAUCACGGACCCUGACACUAUGCACAUCUGGAAGACCAACAGCCUACCUCUGAGGUUUUGGGUCAACAUCCUGAAGAACCCCCAGUUUGUCUUCGACAUCGACAAGACAGACCACAUCGACGCCUGUCUCUCCGUGAUCGCCCAGGCCUUCAUCGACGCCUGCUCCCUGUCCGACCUGCAGCUGGGCAAGAGGCUGGUGGCAGCAGAGGGGACCCUCCAGAGAGAGGGGCGGAGGUGGGCGCUGCUCUGCGCUCCCCCAGACCGAGAGCAGCAGGAAGCCUUCGCUGGGAGAGGUUAA
Molecule: messenger RNA, 3444 nt
Organism: Athene cunicularia (burrowing owl)
Lineage: Eukaryota; Metazoa; Chordata; Aves; Strigiformes; Strigidae
Gene: PLXND1
Product: plexin D1
Exons: 28
Coding region: 103-3444 (1113 amino acids)
Biological process (GO): positive regulation of axonogenesis; endothelial cell migration; regulation of cell shape
Cellular component (GO): semaphorin receptor complex
Molecular function (GO): semaphorin receptor activity
Source: RefSeq, a predicted model, not a curated record